AUGAGCAACUGUUACAAGAUCAAUGGCUGCAACAAUGAACCCAAUAUUUUGGCUAUCAUUUUUGACUUAGAUGGCACACUUCUCGAUACUGAAAGGGUUACAAGGGGUGUGUUGAAUGAGUUUAUGGGAAAGUACGGGAAGGAAGUGAAUAAGGAAAGGGAAGAAAAAAAGAGGCUAGGGAUGACACAUAAGGAAUCAGCGGCUUUAAUUGUUAAGGACUAUCAGCUCCCAUUAACACCUGACCAAUUUAUCAAAGAAAUUAACCCUCUCUAUAUUCAAAGGUGGAGAGAAGCGAAAGCGUUGCCCGGUGCUAAUCGAAUCAUCAAACAUUUUUUUUGA
Messenger RNA from Lathyrus sativus (Indian pea), 339 nucleotides. Lineage: Eukaryota; Viridiplantae; Streptophyta; Magnoliopsida; Fabales; Fabaceae. The record is from the annotation of a GenBank genome assembly.